CAACGGAAAUCACGUGAUAUCAAGGGGUAUUUAAACUACUGUGCCAAUAGUUCGUCAAUCUCCAAUUUGAUAGCAACAACCCAAAGGGGGAUUCGCCACCAUGAAUAAAGCAAUUUUAUUCAUCGUCGGGACGUUGUUAGCCGUCGUCAUUGUGGUUCAUUGUCAGAAGGUGAUGGUGAUCCGGCCCCAGACCGGGUACCGACCCAACUACAACAUGUACAACCAGAUGGCUAACGCCCGCCAACCCUCCUUCUCCCAGCAAGACGGAUACCUGUACGCUCUCAACAUUAACCAGCAAUACACAGAUGCCAACGAGGCCCAGAACCUACUGAGGACUGUGCAGGCCAUCCGACAGGCCACUUAUGACUCCAGGCUGGGGUCAAUUCUUAACCUCCUGUUGAGUACUUUUGUUGGUCUUUUGCUCACCAACUCCACCGGUGCUAUUGCUGGUUAAAAUGCAUAAAACUACUUCCAAAUCAGUUGUAUUGUUCAGGGAUGGGCGGCCAUAAUUAUUGCGUGAUGUUUACAAUAUGUGUUUCUUUCAAUAAAAUGACAUACCCUUUUAUUUUCUAUUAUUCUUGUACAAUUUAAUGGAUUAUGUUUUGUGAUUGAUGUCCAAUAAAUGAUAUCAGGACGA
Messenger RNA from Magallana angulata, 637 nucleotides. RefSeq lists its product as uncharacterized. Bases 101 to 454 code for a protein of 117 amino acids. The transcript has 4 exons. NCBI's taxonomy places the organism in Eukaryota, Metazoa, Mollusca, Bivalvia, Ostreida, Ostreidae. The record is from RefSeq and is a predicted model, not a curated record.